Lachancea mirantina is the source of this 1344-nucleotide messenger RNA. The record is from the annotation of a GenBank genome assembly. NCBI's taxonomy places the organism in Eukaryota, Fungi, Ascomycota, Saccharomycetes, Saccharomycetales, Saccharomycetaceae.
AUGUCGAGAAAUGCUGGUGACAUUAAUUUCUUUAGAGGUUACGCUUCUUUGGAUCUUUUACCUGCCCAAGAAAUAGUCCAAGCUACCACGGAUUUACUAAGUCCCAAAUCGAGAGAUUAUGAUACCGACCCACAGAACCUGCACCCACUUGUCUAUGGGUCAGAUGAGGGAGCGCAUUGGGUUCGCAGCGCAAUCUGCCAUUUCAGUAACGAGGCAUUUCAAUUGGACGCGGCAUCGUCGAGCAAACCGGAAUUCCUGAACUUAACAUCAGGAGCGUCCUAUGGAAUUUUGAAUCUAUUAGCACAGACAACUUUACCGCAUACCGGUUUCACCCGGCAAGCCUUUAUAGUAUCUCCAACCUAUUUUCUGAUUAACGAAGCAUUUAUAGAUGCAGGUUUCGGAGGUAAGAUCUGUGCUGUGACGGAAACGGAUCAGGAUGCGGUGGAUGUGGCUUUCUUACAAGAACAGCUUGAGUUGUUCGACCAGAAACAUGCGACUGAGGACCAUACCGCAGAUCCCGCGUUGGUCAAUGCCCCAGACGCUACCAUUCCAAAAAAAUUGUUUCGAUACGUUCUGUAUUUGAUUCCGACGUACUCAAAUCCUAGCGGAAAGACUUAUUCCAUUGAAUGCCGUCAAAGACUCAUCGAGCUGGCAAGGAAACACGAUAUGCUCAUUAUAAGCGAUGACGUCUACGAUUUGCUAGUGUACGACCAGCCGUUAGAUAAAGCUCCAAAACCUGUGCCAAGAAUGACCUUUCUGGACAGAGCUUCUUUAUCCAAAGGUUACAAUGGUUACGGGAACACCAUCUCCAAUUGCACCUUCUCAAAAAUACUCGCUCCGGGCCUUCGAUUCGGGUACCAAGAAAGCGUGAACAAGCGACUUGUUGCGCAAUUGUCCCGCGGCGGAGCAAAUGCCUCCGGCGGCACUCCAUCACAACUCAAUUCCAUGAUUGUCGGCACUAUGCUCAACAAUGGAGUCUGUCUAACGGUCUUGGAAAAGCUGCGCACCGUUUACAAGCGUCGUGCCGAUAUACUUUAUGAAUCCAUCAAACAAUGGCUUCCAGCCAAAACCAUCUAUGAACGUCAAACUGGUGGGUAUUUUUCAUGGUGCACUUUACCUGACGGAUACGACGCCAGAGAGAUAUCUGCCAUUCUUCUAAAUCAGCAAGGCAUCGUAGUACCAGACGGCUCGUGGUUCGAGGUUGUCGGAGACUCAAAGAAUUGGGGCGCCAGAUGUUUCCGUAUUUCCAUCAGUUUUGUUCACGACGCUACGAUAAAAGAAGGUAUACAAAAAUGGGGAAAUGUAUGCCGAGAAUAUGCCACAGAGCAUUCCUUAGAGUUUUAG